Molecule: messenger RNA, 4158 nt
Organism: Bursaphelenchus xylophilus (pine wood nematode)
Lineage: Eukaryota; Metazoa; Nematoda; Chromadorea; Rhabditida; Aphelenchoididae
Source: the annotation of a GenBank genome assembly
AUGUCGUUAUCCAGAGAAGCCAUGAAGGAAGGCUGCGAAUAUCUGAAAGGUGAGACCAUUUGUGACAUUAUUUGGCAUUUAGAUGACAUAUAAAAUACAGUAAUAGCAUGCUGACAAGUGUAAUUUAAUAGUUUCAGAUAACUCGGCUCAAAUGUUCGGUCAUAAGUUCUUCGAUUGUCGGGUUGUCUCCGUUUGUCAGAUCUGCCAGAAAUCUGACAAAUUCGAAACUCGAUUUCUGGCCAUUUGUAAAUACAGGGUAUUCAUUGUCUACGGAAAGAAUCCGGCCAAUUUUAAGCUGGAAAGGAGUUUCAAUCUUCUCACAUUGAGACAGCUACUGGUUCAGAACAAAGAGGUUUGUGUAUCUUCAAUUUUGGAAAGAUGUUUUAGACUACACACGGCAUCAGACUACUUUUUUCACGAAAAUUUUCUUACAGUAUCCCUUUCAGCUUAUAAUCUCCUAUGAAGACAAACCCAAAUCCCAGCACAAGCUGAUCUACCGUUCCGAGGACACGGAGCCGCUCCAGAUGGCCAAGGAGAUCCUGUCGGCCCUCAAACAUUACUUGCCGGACAUUGGUCCCUCUUUAUCCAAAUUCAUCCAGAUCCAGCCGGAUUCUCUGCUCAAUGAAUUCCCAUUGCUCCCAUCCAGUCAGCCAAGUCUUCCUUGUCACAACUUUAGACGGACUUAUGUCACGAUUUGUGAUCUUAUUGAUCAGCCUUACAAUGAGGAGAUUAUCUGGGAUGUGGAUCGGAUUUAUUUCAUAAACAAGAUCAGAGAUAUCCGGUUAGAGGACUUUGGACAUCUUAGUGUAAAGUAAGGUCUUUGUUAGCUUGCAUUUUCACUAUUUUUUAUAGUAUUGUUUUUGACGAACAAUAAUGAUGACAUAAAAAAUUCUUCAGAGAUCAAGUAGCAGUAAUUGGAAGCGCUCAGUUCUCAUCUUACUUCACUGGAAUAACAGUUGAAGCUACCAGAUUAGCCGCCGAACAUGUUGAGAUGAUCCUAAAUGUAGUCCGAAGAUCCACAGCGCUGAAGUCUCUUCGCUUAACGAAUUGUGGACUCCCUAAGGACUUCUGUUACCAUCUAGGGAACGCUUUAUCCGCCAAUCCGGAUAUUCCUUUGAGUAUUUUGGAUCUGGGUGGAAACCAAUUGGAUGAUAAGAAAUGUAAGAACGCCUCUUUUUUUGCUAUUUAAUUUUUAGAUAUCUGUCAUUUGUCUUCGGUACUUCCCUGUAUUCGCACUUUGAAGUCGAUAUCCUUUGCGGAUUGUGGUCUCUCGGAUAAAAGUAUCCAUCAUCUCGCCUCGGGGCUUACAACUGGAUUAACAAUCGACAAAAAUGGCUCAGGAAAUAAGUUCGAAUUGAAGAGAUUGAUUCUUUCCCGGUGCUCGUCGAAGGAUGAUCCGACCGAGUUGAUUAAUUUCGUCUCAGUUUGUGGUUCCCUCAGAGCACUGGACUUAAGCGGAACUGGAGUUUUGGUCGAUAAAUUAUGGUCGGCUUUGAAGUUGGGUGGAUUGCAAUUAGAACAGCUGAAUUUGAGUGGAUGUCAAACGUUGAAGAAGCACAAGGAAGGCGUUGGAUCCGUCAAAGAGCUGUUUUCUUGCAUGGUUAAUCUGAAGGAGCUUAAUCUAUCCAAUACUCCGUUGAGUGCUGAUCUUCUUCAAGCCAUUUUGCAAGGUCUUUCGGCCAACUCUCAGGUAAAUUGGGGUUUUCUGUCACAGGCUAUAGACUGAAACAUUUUCUUAGGAAAAUCAUUAUCUCUAAAGAUAUUUUAGUCAUGAUGGUUAAUAAAAAUUGUAUUUUUUCAGCUGACUGAUAUUAAACUCAACCUUGAUGGUGCUUGUGGAGACAAGGGAUGUGGUUUGAUCCUAGAGCAAUAUCUUCCCUUCUGUCCUGUCGCCUUUUUGUCCCUUCGUGACAAUAAUUUGGAACAAAAUGCCCUCAAAAUAUUCGCGGCCCUCAGGACAAUGACCUCAUUGCAGAGUCUGGAUGUUGGUGGAAAUAAUUUCAUUGGUCUCAGAGUUAAUAAGAAAUACAAUGGUGUUCUGAGUAAAGUGGUCAAUGAGUUGACAAAAUUGAUCGCCAGUGAGGAAGUUGUAAGUUGACAGUUUAGGAUUUUUUGAGUGAAGUACCCCAAGUAUGACGCUCAGAUUUUGCUGAAAGAAAAAAGUUUUUUGCGCGUUUCUUUCGGCAGUUGGGUUGAAUUUUGCGUACUCUCUGGGUCGCAAAGAUCGUUAAAUAUCUCGGCUGCAAAGUGCCAGCCAAAACUUUCACGAACUAUAGCCCAUUACCGCCGCGUGUGCAAAAUUUAAAGAAAAUAUGAGCGUCGCACUUACUUCUCUUACAAAUUUAUUUCCAAUUUAGGAACUAAAAGAGUUAAUUCUGAGUGAUGCCAAGCUCGGAAACUUCCUUACAAUUCUCCUGAACGCAUUGAGUGUUGCCAACAUUGAGCAGUUGGAUAUUUGCAACAACGAAAUUGGGAAUUCCGGAGCCAGAUUACUCUCAAAAGCACUUCAAAUGAACACAAGUCUGAAAGUAAUCGCAUUCGAUCGGAAUCAGAUCGGAUUGGAUGGAUUCCAGGAGAUUGCGUAUGGCCUCAGACUCAACCAUUCCGUCACAUCCAUCCCCUUCCCCUCCAUUGACAUCGCUGAAGCCUUGACUCGACCUGAAAGGGCUAAGGUUUUGAGUACUGUGGCGGAGAUUGAGGUGGCGUUGGAGAGGAAUCGAAAGUCCCCGAAAUUAUUCGAAUUACAUUCCCAGAAGAUUCUAAAUGACCUUAAUAAUGUGAGUCGGUUUACGGAUACGGUAGUAGAUACAUAUAAGGCGCCUGCGUUACUUUUUUCGGACCUCUUAACUUCCUGUCUGACCAUACAAACUGACCUUCCCACGACCGGGCAGUAUCAGUCUGUCGGGAAAAUAGUGAGCACAAUUUUUAAGACAGGGGUUUCUGCGACGAGGUCCGGAGGAAAGUUGAACGCACGCGCCUCAUAUAAAAAAAUGAUUCGGUCAUAGGGUGCAGUAAGUAACUAAUGAAAUUUCAUUUUCAGCACUGUGAUAAAUACGAAGUGAACAACAACACUCAGAAGAAGGUGGUUUUCCACACUCUGACCGAAGUCCUCAGCGAGCUAGAGCCAUCUUCGACGUCAGCGCUCUCUCCUGACAAUCUGAUCCAUCAACUUUCCUCAGAUCUGUCGCAGUUGGCCAAAGAAAGCAGUAAUAAGUUCUGUCAGCUGAUUCAGAAGAGAUUGGCCGAACAAAAUGUGGACAUUCUAGAGCCGGUGGGGAAUUGUUAUCCCGAAGAUUUGGAUGAAUCGGUGAAAAAACAAUUCGAGGAUAAGAUCAAUGCGUUUGUCAGGUAAGAUGAAGAGACUUUACAGUAGUUUGUGUACGAAAAGAAGACAUUUCUUUGUCUUGAUAGCAAGUGUAACCCCUUUUGCAGAGAGACAUGUUUCCAAACCGCUUUCAAUCAAUUGGACAAGCUUUUAACACAGCCUGAGGCAUUCAAAUUGAGAGGAUCCAUCUCGAAUCUGGGCAUUGAGAACUCUGUACAUAUCAAUCAAUUCUCGGCCCGCACAAUAACACCCAUGGCACAUCGUCCGAACUCGGCACUAAUCUUGGAGGACAGUCCAAAAAAGAAUGGAAAUGAUGGAAACAAGUCGUCCCCAUCUUCCCCACUGAUCCAUUUAGUCAAGAACAGACCUCCACCUCCGAGGAUCCUCAAGCAUAAGGUCGGAUAUUACUUUUGUAUUAGUUUAUACCAUCUUUGACAAGUGUAAUAUAAAAAUUUUUUUGGCAGUUUUACCUUAUACUAAAACCUUCUCAUUUUUAGGUAUUUGCCCGAAGUGUGACUCCAGUGGUAAACGGAGACAAUAAUUCGACGAUGACAUCAUCAAUUCACUCUUCAAAUUCCUCAAAUGUCUCGAGCACCGAGUCCAAAAAUGUGUCAGAAGAAGCAGAUCCCUCCUCAGAAGCCCCACCUCUGAUCCCUCGAAGAACCCGGCUACCUCCCAUGCCAAAUCAUCCCCCUCGUCUCCCACCGAAGCCUGGAUCCGACUCUCCGUCAAGCACAAGGUCCCCCACAGAUCUGAGAAAUCAUCGGACUCGAGUCCUACCGGCUCUGGACGAAGCCAUGUUGGCCUUUAAAGAUCCGGAUGACUCUUCUUAA